Misgurnus anguillicaudatus (oriental weatherfish) is the source of this 4559-nucleotide messenger RNA. The record is from RefSeq and is a predicted model, not a curated record. NCBI's taxonomy places the organism in Eukaryota, Metazoa, Chordata, Actinopteri, Cypriniformes, Cobitidae.
GUGUAUUAGGACGCAGCCGUACACCUGACUACAGGAACGCUCACUUCCGAUCACGUGACGCGCUAGACAAACAGUCUGGUGGUGAUGUACGAUUUACCUGAGGAACUUCAUCGACAGAGAAAACGUUUAAAACGCUUUAGACUUUAUAGAUAUAAACAUCAGAGGACGGGAAAACUGCGAUAUAUACUUGAGGAUUUAGGUCAUUGUUAAGUGUAGAUAUGGAGGACACACAAGACUCAGAAGAGGACAUUGGGAAGAUGGAGUGUGAACAGAUCAGACGAGACAAAGCAAUAUCUGCAGACCCCACCCACACGCCUCCGCAAACUAACCAGUCAAAUAAUCCACCAAAAGAUUUUAAAGAUGGAGCUCCACAUAAAAGAAAGAAUAAAAGCAAUAUUAAAAGUUCCUCAACGUGUGCUGCUCUCAGUGGAAUCAAUGAAAGUUUGAUGCAAAGAGCUGAGAACAUCCUAGAACAUCUGAAUAAACAGAUCAAGAAAUGUCAGGAUUUUAUUACAAGCCCAGAUAAUCUAAGUGUUGUUAUUUGGUUUCCUGCUUUGAAAGAUAAAUUAGUGGAUUUUUCAGAGCUUCUUCAGAAAUACAAAGCAGAUUAUCAGAGAGGUAUCAAAGAGAUUGCUGAAGAUUCUGAAGUUAAAGAAGAGGAAGGAGAGAAGAAACUUCGACAUCAUCUAGAGAGACAUGACCGAUCACCAUUCAGUGCAGAUAACAUAAACCAGUGGCUGGAGAAUAAAGAAACUGAACUGAAGAUUUUAAAUGACUGUAAAGCUGCAGACAUCACUGUUGUGAAAUCACAGUCAGAGUUACAUCAGAUCAUAAAUGACCCACAGAUAAACCGAGUGAUGUGUUUCACUCUUACCUCACCAGAUGAUGAAGAUUCAUUCCUCACUGCUCUGAAGCACCAUAUUGAAUCUGAUCACAUUACACCAACAGAUUCACUUCAGUCCAAACCUGUUAAAAUCAAUCAGAAAGUGCUCAUUGAUUUACAAUUGUAUAUUGCUGCUAAAGAAGCAAAUGAAGAUACAGAACAAACCAGAUUUAUUGCUGCAUCUGUACCUGAAAAUGAAUUUCCUGAAUUCACUGUGCAGUUUUAUUAUGCUGGGAUGAUUGUGAGCAGAAACAUGAAGUUUGGAGUGAAACCAGAUCUUGCUCAGAUAACUCGAAUAAACCACAACAGUGUGUCUGUGAAGUGGAAUCAUUUACAGAAAAAUAAAAGCAUUGAGAAAUAUGUGGUGGAGUACAGAGUUGAUGAUGAAGGACACAACACUUGGAAACAGAUCACAGUUAAUGCUCACACUUUUAUAGAAAAGUUUGUUUUAUCUGAUUUAGAACCAGACACAGGAUAUCAGCUCAGAUAUGCAGCUUGUGACAACAACAGUAUGAGCAACUUUAGCUGGAUUAUUCACUUUCAAACAUCUUCUGUAACGAGGCCAGGACGACCCUCUGUUACCCAACUGAGCAGAGAUACUCUCAGACUAACCUGGUUAAAAGCUGAAGCUGAUGAAGAUUGUCCAGUUCUCCAGUAUAUGGUUGAGUAUAGAGAAGCAGGACUGGAGGGCUGGUCAUCAGUAUUAACACAAGGAUCUGAGUGUGAAUGUACUUUAACUGAACCUCACAGCACCUGCUAUAGAGUCAGAGUAUCUGCUGUCUAUGAGGACAUCACCAGCAAACCUAGUGAGGAAACAUCUGUACCUGUGGAUGUCUGGACUAUUAACCUCUCAAAGAGAAAGAGCUCCAUCCUCCUAGAAGUGCUGAAACUCCAAACAGAGAAGAAACCAGUAGAGCUGAUAGACUGGACAGAUGAUAAGAGUGAAGUGAGAGGAUUCAUCCAGUGUCUGCCAUACAUCUCACAACUGAGAUUUAUUAAACCACCAAAUGAAUCAUCUGAACUGUGGAAAGAAAGAAAGAGAUUAUUUAUACUGGAUUUAUGUCUUCAAGUUGCUGUCUGUCAGAAAGAGACCAUAGAGACAACUGUGAAGAUGCUGCUGUCAUCUGUGAAUUAUGAAGAAUGGCAUUUUCUGCUGGAUCUGUGUUCACAUGUGAAGAACUAUGAGAGUCAAACAGGCAGGAGUGUCCUUCCAGCAUUACAGUCAAUUUAUCAGUCAACUCCUGAAGUCUGGGCCAUAAACCUCUCAGAGAGAAAGACCUCCAUCCUUCUAGAAGUGUUGAAACUCCAAACAGAGAAGAAACCAGUAGAGCUGAUAGACUGGACAGAUGAUGAGAGUGAAGUGAGAGGAUUCAUUCAGUGUCUGCCAUACAUCUCACAACUGAGGUGAGAGUUUUAUUUCAAUUAAAUGCAAUAUAUUAUCAGUGAUUGUUUACCAAAGUAUGAACGAACAGGAACACCAAAACUGAAUUUUAAUACAUCACAGGAACAGACUAAAAUAAAAUCCUGUGUGAGUAAUGCUGUGAGUGGAGCUGCCUUUGUAGCACACACAACAGCACUUGACUUUAAUUGUAAACUUCAGUUUACUUUCAUAAUAGUAAGAACACAAACACAGUCAAUCUGACUGACAUCAACUUAUUCGGGUCAGUUAAAAGAAUCCUUUUACAUAAAUAAUGCAAGAUUAUUUGUUACAUUAAUCUUUGUGCGACAUUUACUAAGGGAUCUGAAAGAUAUCAGCUGAACAGUAUCAAGAAAAAUGUGAUGUAUUUUUUAAAUUUAGGAUUAUAUUUACAACCACUCUGUACAAAUAUCCAGUAGAAGUAAAAUAUGAACUGUUAUUGCCUGAGUCCUUGAUUAUGAUUUGGGAUUUGGUGUUUUUGGAUCUUUAAGUCUCUCCAAUAGUCAAAGCCUUUUACAUUUGGAUUUAAUUUAACCACAUAGGACAUGAUGGAAAGUCCCAAAUUUGUAGGCCUCUUGCAGAAAAAAAUUAUGCGAUAAAAUAGACAGACUUCAAGACGUUGAACCAAAGUCCAGUCACUGGCAUACAUCAGUCAGCAUCUUCCAGUCCCUAGCUCCCUCCAACCGCCCAAUCUUCACUAGUGAAGUGGCCCUUUUCCUCCCCUGUUUCCCUUCUUGGAUAAAUACCAUAUCUUUUGUAGGUGUAAUAAGAGGUGUGGAGUUGGUAGAUGUUCUUUUGAGCUUAACUGCUGUAGCCAUAUAUUUAAGCACUUGUUUGCAGCCAGUGAGUAUGUGAGGGUGGCUGAGGUGACAUGAAGGAUCUUCCCCUAUCCACAGCUGGAGUUUUUUUUUUUUGGUGAUGGGCGAACAUCAUAAGUAGCUCUGAGAAGAAAACUGAUCCUUCCUGCCUCCAUCUCCAUUCCUUUUUAAUAUACCCUCCCAGUUGGUCCACUGACCCUUUUGUGCUUGACCAACGGCCUUGGCGUGUCUUGUUGCCUCCUCCUGGUGACGGAUUUCUUGAACCACCAGUUGCCGUUCUGAUGGUGUUGCCUUAUUCUAUAAGGGUCUGCCCUAAGAUAGGCCCAGACCCCCUCUCCCGUACUGGACAUGACCCACAAUGUCAGCAUGCUGCAGUGCUGAUUUGGCUAGUUGUACGGCAUCACCUGGUAUCCAUUUUCAUCCUACUGACAGAUUUGGCCUGACUUCUCAUACUAAAGGAUCUCAGGAUUCUGAAAGUGUCAUCAUUUGACUCUUCUACCAAACAUGAGAGGGGUAACUCAAGAAUUCCAUGUCCGUACAAGCUGUUACUACUUAGACAUUGUGGUACCCCUAGCCAUUUCUUCACCUAGAAGCUGAUUUCCUUUCUAACUUCUCAAUUUUUGUAAGGGGCCUAUCUGCCAUCGUAAGAGGCCACAUCAACCGGGGUAAUAGGCCAAAUUGUAGGCACCAGAGUAUUAAUUUACCUGGGAGCAUGGAUUGGUUGAUGGUCUCUAGACCCUUCUUCACUUCCUGAAUCAAUUGAUGGACCUGAUCACAAUCCUUAAGACUUUUGUCGUAAUAUUUUCCCAGACCUUUGUUCGGCUUUUCUAGAAUAGUUGGAAUUGGUUCAUCAUUAAUAUAGAACCUUUGGUAAACCAGUUUUCCUGCGAUGAUUGAAAUACUUCUUAAUUUAGAUUAAUUAAUCUUCUUUCUGGCCCAUGUAAUGUUAUCUUGAAGCGUGUUAAAGGAACAGUAUGUAAGAAAUUUAUAUCAAUUAAUCAUAAAAUGGCCCUGAUAUGUCACUAGACAUUAAGAAAUUAUUUUCAUUUCAAAUACUUGUAUUACUGACAACAGUGGUCCGGCCAGGAUAUUGUAAUUUAAAAAGUGGAGUUGCAGCCCUCAACUGAUGUUUAUGUUGUCCUUUUGUGUAUUGGCCACCAGUUGUGUGAUUGCAGUACCAGUUUUAGCCACAAGUUUUGUGAUUGCAAUACCAGUUUUGGCCACAAUCCUACAUACUGUUCCUUUAAGUAUACACCUGGUACAAGGUGGCGUUGUAGUCAGUAGUGUUAAGUCAUCCAUGUAGGCCCUGAUUGGUGUUAACCGGGUGCCAAAUUUUAGCCGCUCACCCCCAACUACCCAUUUUGAAGUUAUAAUGAUAAUUCCCAUUGCCAUGAUGAAUGUAAGUGGAGAGAUUAUACAGCCAGCCAUUAUACCUACAGGG